AUGGUGGUAAGUUGUUGUGAUAGUUCAAGGAAAAUUGAAGGUCAUCCAUCAACGUUUGAUCUGCAAAAUUAUCUCGAUAUUUAUAUGGAAUUAAUUGAUUAUAUAUGGCGUGGGAUAGUUUUCACGAAUAAACUAAAGGCAGAGUCACUUUUUGCCGUUAAGCGUCAAGGUGCUUUCAAGCGUCUCGUCGAAGUUGGCCGAGUUGUUUUCCUAAAUUAUGGCGAUGAUACCGGAAAACUCGCCGUCAUUGUUGAUAUAAUUGACCAUAAUCGGGCACUUGUCGAUGGACCCAGCACUGGAGUUCCUCGUCACGCUCAUCCGUAUCGGCGUCUAACACUCACCGAUAUUGUCAUUGAAAAGUUUCCACGAGGUGCUCGAUCACCCACUGUAAAAAAAUUCUUUGAUAACCAAAAAAUUCUGGAUAAAUGGAAUAAAACUGCCUGGUCAAAGAAAUUGGAGAAUCGCAAGAAGAGAGCUGCGUUAACGGAUUUCGAUAGAUUUAAGUUGCUUAAAUUGAAGAAACAACGUCGUUGUCUUCUUCAAAAAGAGAUUUCCGCAUUAAAGGCCAAAUCUUAA
Ambispora leptoticha is the source of this 576-nucleotide messenger RNA. Lineage: Eukaryota; Fungi; Glomeromycota; Glomeromycetes; Archaeosporales; Ambisporaceae. The record is from the annotation of a GenBank genome assembly.